This is a messenger RNA of Cylas formicarius (sweet potato weevil), 2782 nucleotides long. It is a transcript of the gene Wdr24, whose product is annotated as GATOR complex protein WDR24. NCBI's taxonomy places the organism in Eukaryota, Metazoa, Arthropoda, Insecta, Coleoptera, Brentidae. The record is from RefSeq and is a predicted model, not a curated record. Gene Ontology annotation, molecular function: protein binding. Gene Ontology annotation, biological process: positive regulation of TOR signaling. The transcript has 10 exons. Bases 90 to 2138 code for a protein of 682 amino acids.
CAAACUGUCGUCAAUGUUGAUUUAUGAUUUAUUUACAAAUUCAUAUUUAUGUACUUAUUGGAUAGAGGUUGACAAUAUAGUUUAAUACGAUGUCGACGUUUUCGGUGGCCCAAGAGGGCCCCGUGAACGCGUUGGCGUUAAACCGGGACAAUAAUCAAGUCGCCAUCGGGGGUCGCAACGUUUUCAAAGUCUAUCACAUCGAAGACGACAAAUUCCAAGAAAUCUGCAAUCUCAGGAGCUCGAAGCACUUGAGCCUCGGAUUCUCUUGCAACGACGUUUCAUGGUGCACGAUCGACGAUCAUUAUUUGGCAACGGCCGCCACGAACGGCCACGUGUGCGUCUGGAAUUUGACCAAAAUGGGCAAAGCGAUGCAGGAGCAGGACUAUCAGGAUCACAAGAGGACCGUCAACAAAGUUAACUUCCACGCCACGGAGGCUUACAAGCUUAUAUCGGGCUCGCAGGACGGCACCAUGCGUUAUUUCGAUAUCAGGACGAAAAACGCGGUCGCUGUCUUUCAAAGUAAUACGGAGAGUGUGCGGGACGUGCAGUUCAGUCCCCACAACCCUUACGUGUUUGCCGCCGUGUCCGAUAACGGUAGCGUCCAACUGUGGGAUGUGAGGAAACCUGAGAAGUACCAGCAACAGUAUACGGCCCAUAGCGGGCCAGUGUUCGCUUGCGACUGGCACCCCGAAACGAUGUGGCUCGCCACAGCGAGCAGGGAUAAAACCAUCAAGGUUUGGGACCUGAUCUCGAAACCCACAUUGGAGUAUACGAUCCAUACUAUGGCGUCGAUAGGCCAUGUAAAAUGGAGGCCCCAGUAUAAGUACCAUAUCGCCAGCUGCGCCAUAGUCAUCGACAGCAGCAUUAACGUGUGGGACGUGCGCAGGCCUUACAUCCCGUUCGCGUCUUUCAACGAGCACAGGGACAUCGCCAGUGGCGUCGCGUUCCGCGGGGAUCCAAACAUAUUUUUGAGCAGCGGCCGUGACAGUAUGCUUUACCACCAUUCGUUCGGGGACGCGCAGAGGCCCGCCAGCAAAGCGAACCUGCACGGUCUCACCGUCAACAGUAAGGGAGAGGUCACCCAGGCGAUAAAAAUCAAUACCGCCCCCAUGGUCAAUAACGGUAGCCACAGCUCGUUGACGAAGGCUGUGGGGAUCAAGAGGAAAACGUCGACGUCACAAACGGCCGACACGUUUCAUCAAGCGGUCAGCAACAUGUUCGAGUUCAAGCGCAGCAACUGCAAAAACGGCGACGAGGCUCUCACGUGUCUCGGCCUAGCGAAAAACUAUCUGCUACACGGUCGCAGCGUUUCGGAACUGUGCGAGCACAAUUCCGCCGUCGCCAGGCAAUUCGGCAAGGACGAGAUCGCAAACAUUUGGAAGAUAUUCAAGACGAUCUACGGCGAGGAGUUCGUCCAAAACUCGAUAAACAAUCUGAACAGUGGCGGCGCAGGGGACGACGUCGCGACGGUGAUCGAGACGCCGCUGGGCAACCACGAGCGUAACAUCGGGGUCGAGCCGGGGUCGGAACCGGAUCAAAAAUCGAAGGGAGGCGACACCCCGGGCGCCCAGUUCAGCGGCGGGGACGAGGAGACGGAGAACGAGGACCAACCCGACCACGCGUCCGCGAACAGUGCCUUUCCCAACUAUCUCAACGUCAGAAACGGCUGCCUGCCCAAGGGCGAUUUUUCCUUCGGCGAAAACGAGCUCGACGUCGAAUUGGACGGCGUCGGCCCAGAUUUCCAUAACGGUUUCCAAAUCUACAACCACAUCACGCCGCGAUUCAGUCAGGACUGGACCCUGCCCAACGAGGCGUUCCCCGUGAGGCACGAGAUAACCGACCAGUCGCCGCCCCCCGAACAGUUUCCCAACCAUUUCCACGCCCCCGACCUCCACGAGGAGACCCACACCGUGCAGUACGACGACCAGCCGCCCGGGCUGCUCACCUUGUCGAAACCGCCCAAGAAACGGAUAUGGGACUCUGCCGAGAUAGUGAUCGACGCCCUCAAGCACUACGCCGACUUGGGGGACACUCAGACCUCCGCGACCGUUUUGAUCGUCUUGGGGGACAGUAGGCGUUACCUUUCCGCUACCGACUUCAGACUUGGGAGAGAAGUAGAAGUCUGGACCCGCAUUUAGACUCUUUAAAUUGGGAGCAAUAAAAUAACACGAAGUAUGUUUUUUUUUAAUUUUUAUUAUUUUUUUGGUUAUUUUGGCAUCCAGAAAAACAUCUUAUCCUCCAAAGCUAUUCAUCCUAUAGCAAAAAUUUUACAUUCGUAAUACGUGGGAAAGCCGGCGUUAUAACUUUCGUUUCACACAUUUUUUCUAUUAUAUACAAGGUGUUUUAGUGAUGGAGAAAAAUCUAAAAGACCCUGAAAAUUGUUUUUUUAGAAAGUAAGUAAGUAAGUAAUUGUUAAGCGUAUAUCAAAAUUCGUACAAACAAUAGCUAAUCACGUACGCUGUUCGAAAUAUUUGAAAACAUCCAUAUGAAAAUCGCUGAUUCUCGCCCCCAAUCUAGACGCGAUGACGUCAUUUACUAUUACCACGUACUUUUUUCAGAAACAAAUAUUUCUUGAAAACCACUUACUCCAUUGAAGAAAAUCAAAUACCAGGAAACGUGGGAGAUCCAGGGCUAUAACCUCUAUUUCGAACAUUAUUUGAAUCAUAUACAGGGUGUGUCGUUUAUGGGCAAAAAUAUCAAGAACAUCCAAAAAAUUUCCGGGUUUGUUGGUAAAUUAUUGGGGAUAAAUGAAAGACUGCUAAAAAUCCAUUAAUUUGAUUUG